This is a messenger RNA of Colletotrichum godetiae, 1487 nucleotides long. RefSeq lists its product as uncharacterized. Lineage: Eukaryota; Fungi; Ascomycota; Sordariomycetes; Glomerellales; Glomerellaceae. Bases 1 to 1416 code for a protein of 471 amino acids. The record is from RefSeq and is a predicted model, not a curated record. The transcript has 3 exons.
AUGGCUUCCGCAGUUACUCUCCGAGAGCUUGCCAAGCAGGUCUCUGAUUCCAUUUCAGCUGAAUCACUGGACGCUAGCACGUUUGCCAUUGGCGGCAAGAUCCCCAUUGCGCAGCCCCAAGGCGUAUCUAGCCCUGCAUCUCAGGUCGAAAUGGAUCAGAAGACGGAGAAGAACAAGUUCUCAUCUGCUACGGUCGUUCUUUGUUCAUAUGACGACGCCAAGGCGUUCGAUCACCUCCUCAAAGUCUCUGAAAAGGCUACAUUCGGCUUCCAAGGACGACACAAAUUCGACGACACAUACCGCAAGGCCCAAAAGCUCGGUGCCGGUGACUUCUGUACCACCUUCUUCUGCCCACAUGAAACGGGCAUCAUCGCCGCUGUCAGCCAAGUUCUACUCCCCAGCUACGACUUUGGCAAUGAUAAACGGUCCAUUCGUGCAGAGCUGUAUAACAUGAACAUCUACUCCGGGCCGUCAGGCAAGUUCAAGGCGCACGUCGAUACUCCUCGUUCGUCCUACCAAAUCGGUUCUCUGGCUGUCUGUCUUCCAAUGAUGCACCAGGGCGGCGAGCUGGCUGUGAGACAUCUCGAAAAUACCCAUACUUUCGACUGGGCCACCAAUUCCGACGAAUCCCUUAUCCAGUGGGCAGCCUUCUACAGCGACUGCGAACACGAAGUGUUUGAGGUAAAGUCUGGUCACAGAAUCACCCUCACGUACAACCUGUAUGCUACGGCAGGAAACGGAGACCUCGGAGGCCAAUCCUAUGCUUUCAGCCCUACUUCACUGCCCCUCUACAACAAGAUUCUAGCCAUGCUCACGUCCGACAAGUUCAAGUCCAAGGACAGACUUUUGGGACUCUACAGCACGCAUGCCUAUCCUAACACCGAGCAGGAACAUGUCCUUCCGUUUUGCCUCAAGGGUCUCGACAUGGUGCUCUACAACACCUUCAAAAGCCUGGGCCUGGAAGUCCAUUUAUGUGCUAUCCUCGAAAACCCGAUCGGCUAUGAAAGGCGAGGGCUUGAAGAUGGGAAAUUCUCUGAUGAGGAUACAGAUGCUAAUUCCAUGGAGAAGAAGAAGGAAUUGGCAGAGGAACUGGACCCGGGUGGUGACUCUAGCAGCGGAGAUUACAACCCCUCCCGAGUUGUAGGAGUCCUCAACAAAGUAUACGCCGCCGAUUCCAUGGUUCGGUAUGUCAGUGAGGUGCAAGGCAUCAUCAAAUGGGCCGUUGAAACCCAGAAAAUCAAGUUCGACGCCAGCAAAAUCGUCUGGCUGAACCAGAGCAACGCUGGGAAGAAAGUUCAGGCUUCGUAUAUUGCAAUAUGUUUCACCGUAUACCUUCAAAUUUGGGUUGACCUAACAUACAGCUGCAGUACGGCAACGAGCCAUCCCCCGGGAAGAUAUAUUCGUAUUUUGCGAUAGUUGUCGAAAUCCCCGCCAACAAGGUGAGCACAAGCGAUGAUGAAUGGGUGUACUCAGUAGUAGGUUCAGGC